Cladocopium goreaui is the source of this 2160-nucleotide messenger RNA. The record is from the annotation of a GenBank genome assembly. Lineage: Eukaryota; Dinophyceae; Suessiales; Symbiodiniaceae.
AUGCCAAGCAGUUGCUUGAAGAACUCCACAAGAGCAAUCACUCAACUUGGCCGUGGUGGACAGUGGGCUGCUGCAUUGCAACAUUUGCAUUCACUUUUGCAGGACAAGGUCAUAUCAGCGAACAAGGGCUGUGCUCCUCUGAAUGGAAGCUCAACCCUGUCCAUCCUACACAAUGCAACCAUCAGUGCCUGCGAAAAAAGCUCAAAAUGGACUUGGGCUUUGCAUUUGCUUCUUGACAUGAAGUUGCGGAAACUGCCACCCGAUGCCAUAACUUUCAACACAUGUAUCAGUGCAUGCUCAAAAGCACUAAAGUGGCAGAGAGCACUUGCCUUGUUCGAACAGAUACGUUUGCAGGAACUUGUCCCUACCACUGUAUCAUUCUGUGCACUAAUCACGGCAUUUGAAAAGGGCAACGAUUGGAUCAGGGCCCUUGCGGCUUUUGAGCAGGCAUUGUUUGCAAGUGUCACAAACGUGGUAACCUUCAAUAGUGCCAUCGCUGCAUGUGACAAGGGACUGCAAUGGGAAAUAUCUUUCAGACUCUUGGACACCAUGCAGAAGCACAGCAUCAAAGCAGACAUCAUCUCGUGCAACUCAGUCAUGAGUGCCUGCUGCCGGGCGGAGCAAUGGCAAAUGGCUUUGCAACUUUUGGAAGACAUACGAUUGAAGCGCAUGGACAUGGAUCAAACAACGUUGAAUAUUGCAGUCAGUGCAUGCGAAAGCACCAAACACUGGAGGGGGGCAGUAAAGAUUUUAGAUGAGGGCAGACUAUUGGAUCUACUUCCAGAUGUUGUGACCUGCACGUCCAUGAUUGCAUCAUGCUCAAGACAUCAGCAAUGGAGUGAAGCGAUCAAUCUGUUUGACCAAAUGCAGCAGAGGAACAUUUCACCCAAUCUGCAAACAUAUAAUUCCAUCAUAUACGCUGUUGGGCUAUCAGCUCAAUGGGAAAGGGCUUUGUCUCUCAAUAAGCAGAUGAAGGAUAUCUCUCAUGAGCCGAACACUGUCACAUACAGCUCUCUGAUCUAUGCAUGCGAGGGCGGUCAGUGGGAGAGAUCGUUGUGGUUUCUGCAAGAGAUGUGCAAUUUGCAAGUGCAGCUGAAUGUGAUAGCAAUGAACUCUGUCCUUGGUGCUUUUUCCCAGGGGGUACAGUGGGAAAGAGCUUUGCAACUACUGCAACACAUGGAUCGCUAUAGUCUCGAAAGGGAUAUAGUUUCGUGCAAUACAGCUCUGGCUGCCUUCCAGAAAGAGACUCAGUGGGCCCAAGCACUGUGGCUAUUUAACUCAAUGCCUGCGAAGGCAAUACAGGCAGAUGUCAUCACCUACAACACUCUGAUCAGUGCUUUGGAGAGAGGACAACAACUUGAGCGAGCCAUCGAUCAAUUCGACAGCAUGGGGAAGAAAACAAAGGCGUGGCCAAGACAAAUGCAGAUUGACCUAAUGCCAAUGGGGCCAAUGCCUGAUACUGUCACCUACACCUCGAUGAUCAAAGUAUUGUCUCAACAGCACAAAUGGCAAGAUGCACACCACAAGUUCUCAACACAGGUUCUCAGCAGCCUGCAACCGAGCAUCACAAUGUAUGCAGCUUUGAUCACAGCCUUGGAAUUGGGUCAGAAAUGGCAAAAGGCAAUUCACUACCUUCAGGAAGCUCUUCAGCGGCACAUUCCAGACAGGAUCACCUUAAAUGCAAGCAUAAAGGCUGCAGCAACAGGUUCCAAUUGGGAAAGCAUCCUGACUUGUUUCGGCCAGUUCCAUGAAUUUGCCUUGCAGCCAGAUUCUUUUACCUUCACUUCAGUAGUGAAUGGCUUAGCCAAAUCAGCUGAGUGGGAGCGAGCAUUUCACAUGCUGGAUGAGACAACUAUCCGCUAUCCUCCGAAUCCACAGACUCAACUGGCAUUCCAAGCUAUGAUGAACGCACUAAAGAAGAAGAAUGCGAGUCGGCAGUUGAAGCUCUUGGAUCAAAAUGCACCCAAGAUUCCAAAGCAGGCGGAUCUCAAUCCCAGAAUUCUCCUGGAGAUCUUGCAUGAAGUCACAACAGGCAGAGUACCAAAGAAGAUCCACCUCAAUGCAGAAAUAGUUGCCUUCGAAUGCGGAGCUGAUGGAAUUACAUCGAUUCGAAAUUAUUUAGAAUUUUUAGGGCAAGGAAAAAAAUAUAAUAUAAUAUAA